Messenger RNA from Neoarius graeffei (lesser salmon catfish), 1081 nucleotides. RefSeq names its product protein NipSnap homolog 2-like. The coding region runs from base 31 to 888 and encodes 285 amino acids. Gene Ontology annotation, cellular component: mitochondrion. The transcript has 11 exons. The record is from RefSeq and is a predicted model, not a curated record. NCBI's taxonomy places the organism in Eukaryota, Metazoa, Chordata, Actinopteri, Siluriformes, Ariidae.
GAAAUACAGAACGGGUUUCUGUCAUUGAAGAUGGCGACUGGAGUUCUGCAGCGCUGUUUUAGAGGCCUUCGUUCGGCGAAAUACAAAGCCAGGACGACAGGGCAAUUCCCUCUUAUCAGAGGAUUGUCAGCAUCCAGUUACAGAAAUCGAGAGGAAAGCUGGUUCAAAUCUCUAUUUGUGCGUAAAGUGGACCCAAGAAAAGACCCUCACUCUCACCUGCUGGCUAAGAAAGAAGAAAGUAACCUUUAUAAAAUUCAAUUUCACAAUGUGAAGCCUGAAUGUCUGGAUGCUUAUAACAAACUCUGUGAGGAUGUGUUGCCUUCGAUCCAUGAGGAUAAUUACUACCCCUGUGAGCUGGUGGGAACAUGGAACACCUGGUACGGAGAUCAAGACCAGGCUGUCCAUCUGUGGAGGUACCGAGGAGGCUACCCUGCCCUAACCGAAGUCAUGAAUAAACUGAAAAAUAAUAAGGAAUUUUUGGACUACAGAACGGAACGGGGGAAGAUGCUGCUCUCUCGCCGCAAUCAGCUAUUGCUGGAGUUUAGUUUCUGGAACGAGCCAGUUCCACGUGAGGGACCAAAUAUCUAUGAACUUCGAUCAUAUCAAUUAAGACCAGGAACCAUGAUUGAAUGGGGGAAUUACUGGGCUCGAGCAAUUCGCUAUCGGCAGCAGAACCGUGAGGCAGUGGGAGGAUUUUUCUCUCAGAUAGGAAGCCUUUACAUGGUCCAUCACCUCUGGGCAUAUAAAGACUUGCAAUCCAGAGAGGAAACUCGCAAUGCAGUGUGGCACCAUGAGGGCUGGAAUGAAGUGGUUUACUACACAGUGCCCCUGAUUCAGCACAUGGAGUCUAGGAUUAUGAUUCCAAUGAAGACAUCACCGCUGAAGUAAUACUUCCUUUACAAGAGUUACAAUCUGAAGACGUGUAAACAGAAAACACCUGGAUCUAAACUACUUUGGGUUAUAAGGACCAGUUUGGAAAAGAUCAUUCUUCAAUACAAUGGCAUGUAGAAAGUAAACCUGCAUGUCCAGUUUUAAAAACCAUAUUUUAAAAAAAAUAAAUUUCAUGUUAAGGAUGCAAUUA